AGUAUUCAGUGUGUGCAGUGAGUCGGGCGGAGUCGGCUUUACUGUCGGGAAACGAGCUCGAUCAUUAAGUUAAAGUAUUUAAAAACGCCAAUUUAAAGUGUUGUAAUUUAUCCUACAACUGGAUGUUACUUCCCCGAAAACGCGUCGUAUAAGGUGUGUUUUAUAGCGGGUGUGGUCGGGGAAUUUGCUGGAGAGCUGCGUAAACUGGAGUUUACGGGAAGCGAAGGAGAUUUUCUCGGCCCUGGCUUUCAUGAACGGGGCCCCUUACAACUUACUGAAGUUCGCAGAUAUACUUCAGUUUCUCUCUGUUUUCACCAUUCCCCGGUUCGAGUUACUCUGUGAGAUUCACAGGAUAAGGCCUUACACAGAUGGGAAGAGUGUGUAUAAAGCACCUUGAAGGUGCACCCAAUCAUUGGACUAUUAGUUUCACAUAAUCCACUCAGUCUUUGGGGAGGGGGGGGAGAAUAAUAAUUUUUUGACUCUUGCCUCUCAUCCAAAUAUUGGUUCAAAGAACCUUUGUGAGCAAUCAUUAUAAUUUUUGUGACACCAAAAGUUUGAGACGACACCAUCAAAAUGAGUGCAGAAGGAUAUCAGUACAGAGCACUGUAUAACUAUAAGAAAGAGAGGGAGGAGGAUAUUGACCUGCAUGUAGGGGACAUUCUUACAGUCAAUAAAGGUGCACUAGUUUCAGUUGGUUACACUGAGGGGAUGGAGGAGAGACCAGAUGAAAUCGGAUGGCUGCCUGGCUUUAAUGAAAGCACUCAGGAAAAGGGGGACUUUCCUGGUACGUACGUGGAGUUCAUCGGCAAGAAAAAGAUUUCACCACCAACUCCCAAACCAAGGCCCCCAAGGCCUCUACCGGUGGCCCCUGGGUCCGCAAUGCCAGACUCGGACUCUGAGCAAAGCUCGAGCACUCUGUUAGACCUGACGGAGCAGUUCACUCCUCCAGAGGUAGCUCCGCCUGUGCUGCUCAAGCUCCUUGAGGCCAUCGAGAGGAAAGGUCUAGACAACCCUACGCUCUACAGAAACUUCACUGCUGGUGGAGGGCUGGAUGUCAGACAGUGCUUUGAUAGUGACCCUGCCUCGGUGGAUCUUGAUCAGAUGGACCUUCAGAUGUUGUGUGAUGGUCUGAGGAGGUAUCUUCAAGAUCUACCUCAGCCUGUCGUUCCCUCUGUGGUCUACAGUGAGAUGAUACGCAUCGCUCAAGAAGUGCAGGGUACAGACGAAUGUGCACAUCAUCUGUGGCUGGUGGCCAGCUCCUCUGCACUUCCUCCGCAGUAUUGGCUAACCCUGCAGAGCUUGCUGCGCCACUUCUCCCGUGUAUGCCAGGCCUCAGCGGCCAACCUGCUUAGUGCUCGUGCCCUCGCUGAGAUCUUCAGCCCGACACUCUUCAGACAACAGCCCACCAGCUGUGAGCCCAGCCCAGAGGCACACAUUAGGAUAAUUGAAGUCCUGGUGACCAGCGAAUGGAGUGACAUUCAGGCGGCUCCAGCACUACCUCCCAAGCCACCCAAACCAACGUCUGUCACUAACAACGGUAUGAACAACAACAUGGCUCUGCAAGAUGCUGAAUGGUACUGGGGGGAUAUCUCCAGGGAGGAGGUCAACGAAAAGCUUAGGGACACUGCAGAUGGUACAUUUUUGGUCCGAGAUGCCUCCACUAAAAUGCAUGGGGAUUACACACUGACACUGAGGAAAGGAGGUAACAACAAGCUGAUCAAAAUCUUCCAUCGUGAUGGAAAAUACGGCUUUUCCGACCCCCUGACCUUCAGCUCUGUGGUUGAGUUGAUCAACCACUAUCGGCACGAGUCUCUCGCCCAGUACAACCCCAAACUAGAUGUGAAACUACUGUAUCCUGUGUCCAAGCACCAACAGGAUCAGGUGGUAAAGGAGGACAACGUUGAAGCUGUUGGGAAGAAGUUGCACGAAUACCACCAGCAGUACCAAGAAAAGAACCGAGAGUACGACCGACUCUAUGAGGAAUACACUAGAACAUCACAGGAAAUACAAAUGAAAAGGACUGCCAUUGAAGCUUUUAAUGAGACCAUAAAGAUCUUUGAAGAGCAGUGCCAGACGCAAGAACGGUACAGCAAAGAAUAUAUUGAGAAGUUUAGGAGAGAAGGCAAUGAGAAGGAAAUCCAAAGGAUUAUGGUCAACUAUGAGAAGUUAAAGUCCCGCAUCAGUGAAAUUGUGGACAGCAAACGGCGUCUCGAAGAAGAUCUGAAGAAGCAGGCGGCAGACUACAGAGAGAUUGACAAGCGGAUGAACAGCAUUAAGCCUGACCUCAUCCAGCUCAGAAAGACCAGGGAUCAGUACCUCAUGUGGUUGACACAGAAAGGGGUCCGACAGAAGAAACUCAAUGAAUGGUUGGGAAUCAAAAACGACAACCAGGACGAUCAAUACUCAAUGGUGGAUGAUGAUGAGGAUUUGCCACACCAUGACGAACGUUCCUGGAAGCUCGGUAACAUUAACCGCAACCAGGCAGAGGCCCUUCUGCGGGGCAAGAGAGAUGGAACAUUCCUGGUCAGGGACAGCAGCAAAGCUGGAUGUUAUGCGUGUAGUGUUGUUCUGGAUGGUGAGGUCAAGCACUGCGUCAUCAACAAGACACCCACAGGAUAUGGCUUCGCUGAGCCCUACAACCUUUACAGCUCUCUGAAAGAACUGGUCUUGCACUACCAGCAUACAUCCCUGGUUCAGCACAAUGACUCUUUGAAUGUCACGUUAGCAUACCCAGUCUACACACACCAGAGGCGGUGAGGACUCGUGAACACACCCUUGGGACUCGUCACAAACACGGGAGUUGAGAAAGGGCCUCCCCUUGAAUGGAGACGCCUCCAGUUAGGCUGCUACCGAGGGCUGCUUUUUGCCUUGAAACGACCAUGUCGGAAAGACAAGAAAGCAAAUCCCAACACGAACAUUUCAGCCACUGAGACGUUUGCCAGUCUGAAUGUAGUUUUCUUUAUUGGGUGGAAACUGCACUCUCCCAAAAUGGAGGAAUUCGGGGGCCUUUUCCAAAUGGUGCUUGUUCAUUUCAAAGCUUUACCCGCUGCUGGAAUGUGGAACAUUGAU
Molecule: messenger RNA, 3069 nt
Organism: Sinocyclocheilus anshuiensis
Lineage: Eukaryota; Metazoa; Chordata; Actinopteri; Cypriniformes; Cyprinidae
Product: phosphatidylinositol 3-kinase regulatory subunit alpha-like
Exons: 16
Coding region: 574-2757 (727 amino acids)
Biological process (GO): phosphatidylinositol phosphate biosynthetic process; insulin receptor signaling pathway
Cellular component (GO): phosphatidylinositol 3-kinase complex
Molecular function (GO): protein binding; 1-phosphatidylinositol-3-kinase regulator activity
Source: RefSeq, a predicted model, not a curated record